Molecule: messenger RNA, 1698 nt
Organism: Annulohypoxylon maeteangense
Lineage: Eukaryota; Fungi; Ascomycota; Sordariomycetes; Xylariales; Hypoxylaceae
Product: PAP2-domain-containing protein
Exons: 4
Coding region: 1-1698 (565 amino acids)
Cellular component (GO): endoplasmic reticulum membrane
Molecular function (GO): sphingosine-1-phosphate phosphatase activity
Source: RefSeq, a predicted model, not a curated record
AUGAAUACCAGUCACUCCCACGCCAAUGGCGUAGCGGGGUCCGCGAAAGUGAAGGUCAAGGAGGAGAAAGAGCCUGUGAUUGACGCUGGCCUGCGCAGUCUGGAUCAUUACAAGCGCGCCCUUCCAAAAUGGCGGUACGACUUGCGACAGCGAGCCCUUCCUCUCGUCAGAUGGGAAACCCCGUAUCUGGCCUGGCUACAGGCUACCUUGCGCUCGCCUGCGCUCGAUAGCUACUUCGCCAUCACUGCCAACCUUGGAACACAUACCUUCUUCAUGAUCGGAUUGCCUAUCAUGUUCUGGUGCGGGUAUGGCUCUUUUGGAAAAGGAAUCGUACAUAUCCUCGCGACAGGCGUCUUCUUUACUGGCUUUGUCAAGGACUUCUUCUCUCUACCGCGCCCUCUAUCACCACCUCUCCAUCGUAUCACUAUGUCUGGCUCUGCGGCACUCGAGUAUGGGUUCCCAUCGACCCACUCUGCCAAUGCUGUCUCAGUCGCCGUCUACGCUAUCCUAUGUCUAAGAUCUCCAGAUAACCAAUUUCAACCCAGCACCCAGUCCACCCUUGAAGGGCUAGCUUACUUCUACGCAAUUAGCAUCAUCUUCGGUCGCUUAUACUGCGGUAUGCACGGCUUCGUCGACGUCAUCUUCGGCUCUGUCCUUGGCGCUGUCUUGUCCCUGAUAGAAUUCUACUAUGGCCCCGCUCUCGACGCCUAUCUCCAGAUUAACGGUUGGACGAGCUUAUGUACCAUGCUAUUAAUAAUUAUCGUCCUAAUUAGAGUCCAUCCCGAACCGGCGGACGAUUGUCCUUGCUUCGACGACAGCGUCGCAUUCGCAGGAGUCAUGAUGGGCCUCGAGAUCGGGACAUGGCGCUUCGGACGCUCGUCCUUCGCCGACAUCCCGUUCGACCUGUACGCGCUUGGGUGGCUCGUCGUAAUCUCCCGCAUCCUCUUCGGCGUUCUAGUCAUCUUCGCGUGGCGCGAGGUCGCCAAGCCCGCACUGCUGCGGGGUCUUCCGCACCUGUUUCGCCUGAUGGAGAACAGCAGCCUGGAUCUCCCGCGCCGCUUCUUCGUCCCCGCUUCCGAGUACAAAAACAUUCCACUAAAGCUGCGCAUCGACAACGUCAUGCCGAAUGUGAGCGAUCUCCCGGGGCUUAUUACAGCGGUACGGCACCCAGGCCGCGGGAGGAGCGUGAGCGUGGGUCCGCAAAGUGCGGCGGAUGCGUACGAGACGUUAGCGUAUAGAGAGAGGCGGAGGAGGGAGAGCGUCGAUGAUGGGAACGGCGGGCUGAGGAGCAAGGAUAGUGUUCCGGAUAUUCGGCAGCAGAGUCUAGGACAGCAACAGCUAAAGGACGAGAAUAUAGCCGUCAGCAGCAGUAAUAGCAGCAGCAGACAGCGCCCGAGCGAUUUCGAGAAGAUGAUGGGAGAAGGCAGAGUAGUCGUUUCGCCGGUCGAGAUCACGGUCGGAGAUAAGGGCGAGAGCGCUACUAUGGACGAGGAACCCGACGUGUAUGUAGGCCAGCAGGACGAGUUGGGCGAGCACGAGGUCUUCUCGAAAUUGGUUAAGUCCCGGGUCAGGUAUGAUGUCGAGGUUGUUACGAAGCUUGUUGUUUAUGCCGGAAUCGGCUGGCUUGCCGUCGAAAUCAUACCCGUACUAUACGAAGUCAUCCCCGGCCUAGGCGCCGGACACCUACGUGUAGCAUAG